Molecule: messenger RNA, 1012 nt
Organism: Sinocyclocheilus grahami
Lineage: Eukaryota; Metazoa; Chordata; Actinopteri; Cypriniformes; Cyprinidae
Product: steroid hormone receptor ERR2-like
Exons: 5
Coding region: 200-1012 (270 amino acids)
Source: RefSeq, a predicted model, not a curated record
GUGAGUUCAUUGACCCCGUGUUAAAUAUUCAUCUGUUUAGAUGUGCGGCAGGCACUCAGUGUUCACAUAUGGAGGCCUGACACCUCCGACACACGCUGAGAGCGCAGCAGCUCGUCCCGCUGAUCCCUCGCUCCCUCGCUAGCAGGCUUGUGUUCGGCUAGAUCGCGUACGAGGAGGCCGACAGAAAUACAAGAGGAGAAUGGAUGCAGGAAACACAGCCUACCUGGGGCUCACACUGCCACCGCCAGCCAAAAAACCCUUGACGAAGAUCGUGUCCCAUCUGCUGGUAGCGGAGCCGGAGAAGAUCUAUGCCAUGCCGGACCCCAGCAUGCCCGAGAGCGACGUCAAAGCGCUGACCACACUGUGUGACCUGGCCGACCGCGAGCUGGUGGUCAUCAUCGGCUGGGCCAAACACAUCCCAGGUUUCUCCAGCUUGUCUCUGGGAGACCAGAUGAGUCUACUGCAGAGCGCAUGGAUGGAGAUCCUGAUCCUGAGCAUCGUCUUCCGCUCGCUGCCCUACGAGGACGAGCUGGUGUAUGCGGAGGACUACGUGAUGGACGAGGAGCACUCGCGGCUCACGGGCCUGCUGGACCUCUACGUGUCCAUCCUACAGCUCGUGCGCAAGUACAAGAAGCUCAAGGUGGAGAAGGAGGAGUUCGUCACGCUGAAGGCCAUCGCACUCGCCAACUCAGACUCUAUGCACAUAGAGGACGUGGAGUCGGUGCAGAAGCUCCAGGACGCCCUUCACGAAGCGCUGCAGGACUACGAGAGCUGUCAGCACACAGAAGACCCUCAGCGGGCGGGGAAGUGCCUAAUUGUAGUCGGUGGGUGGAGGGGACGAAGGAUUUACGAUGCGUGGCAGAAGUCCAGGACGCUCCAUGUUCAAACGCUCAGAUGCCCGUAUGUCAAACGGCCUAUUUUGGGCUUGUUAAGCCACCGGCAGAGGAAACGAGGUGCCCGUCAUCAUCUGCUUGGACCCUGCCAGGACUUUUAUAGCCAUGUAUCUGAAUGA